Medioppia subpectinata is the source of this 297-nucleotide messenger RNA. NCBI's taxonomy places the organism in Eukaryota, Metazoa, Arthropoda, Arachnida, Sarcoptiformes, Oppiidae. The record is from the annotation of a GenBank genome assembly.
AUGGAGGAUCAUCAGAAUAUGGUUACAGAGAAAAUUAUAAAAGAUGUGAAGCAGAAUUUGAAAGAUGAGGAGGCCAAAAAGAAUGAUUCGAAUUCAUACUAUUGUCCAGCCGAGCCAAAUUUUUACGUGGCAAUCUUAAUAAGAAACAACGCUUGUAUGAAGAAUAUGCUGUAUGGUGCAAAGGAUUAUAUUGCUUAUGGUCAAAUAUCCUACGAAUUGCUUAGAAAGUUGGUCUACACUAGAGGAGCAGGAGGAUAUCAAGAAUGUUGCGAAUUUCCUAGUACCAAUGAACCUUAA